UAUUUGGGUCCUGCGACUCUGGCGAUAACGUUAGAAGAAGAGGUUUGUCUGUCCUCGUUCGGCAGGUCACUGGAAAAUUUCACAUCAUAUCACCAAUAUUCACGAUGCGGCCUGCAUUUUCCACUGGGACUGAUAUGGGGGAUCAGAUCGCGAAAACCCUCCAAGAGCGGAUCAUGGUGUUUGAUGGGGGGAUGGGCACCAUGAUUCAACAGCUUCGUCUGGAGGAGGAAGACUUCAGGGGGGAGGAGUUAGCAAAUCACCCAAAGAGUUUGAAGGGGAACAAUGACCUGCUGUCCAUCACAAAGCCCCAGGCCAUCUAUCAGAUUCAUAAGGACUACUUGGAAGCUGGUGCCGACUUUGUAGAAACGAAUACAUUCAGCGGAACGAGAGUGGCACAGGCAGACUAUGGCUUGGAAGAACUGGUGUAUCGACUGAACUUGGAGUCUGCGAAGCUGGCCAGACGAGCAUGUGAUGAUGUCACAAGGGACACAGGUGUACAGAGGUAUGUAGCUGGUGCCAUGGGUCCCACAAACAGAACACUCUCCAUCUCCCCGUCGGUGGAGAGACCAGAUUUCAGGAAUGUCACCUUCAAUGAGCUUGUUGAAGCGUAUUCAGAACAAGCACGGGGGCUGCUAGACGGAGGUGCGGACUUGCUGCUGGUUGAAACUAUAUUCGACACAGCCAAUUCCAAGGCAGCAUUAUUUGGUAUUGAAGAAAUAUUUGCAAGUGGCUACAAGAGAUGUCCAAUAUUUAUAUCAGGAACUAUUGUUGACAAGAGUGGCCGGACUUUGUCUGGACAGACAACUGAGGCCUUUAUCAUCAGUGUAUCUCACUCAGAACCCAUGUGCCUUGGUCUCAACUGUGCUCUUGGUGCGGCAGAAAUGCGUCCAUUUAUUGAGUCUGUCAGCAACAACACAACAGCCUACGUCAUCUGUUACCCUAAUGCAGGUCUACCCAACACGUUCGGCGACUACGAUGAGACUCCGGAGAUGACUGGCAGCCAACUAAAGGAGUUUGCCAAGGCUGGGAUGGUGAACAUAGUGGGUGGAUGCUGUGGAACCACCCCAGCUCACAUCAAAGCGAUUGCUGAAGCUGUGAAGAAGUUUAAGCCGAGGGUCCCCCCCUCCAGUCUCCAUGAGGGGUACAUGCUGCUUUCAGGUCUUGAGCCAUCCCAUAUCGGCCCCCACACCAACUUUGUGAACAUUGGUGAGAGGUGCAAUGUCGCUGGGUCGAAGAGGUUCUGUAGGCUGAUCAAGAAUGGAAACUAUGAGGAAGCACUGAGCGUUGCCAAGCUUCAGGUGGAGAACGGCGCACAGAUACUGGACAUCAACAUGGACGAAGGGAUGCUGGAUGGGGUGGCGGCCAUGAAGAAGUUUGUCAAUCUCAUUUCAUCUGAACCUGAUAUUGCGAAGGUGCCCCUGUGUAUUGACUCGUCCAACUUUGCGGUGGUGGAGGCGGGGCUGAUGUGCACGCAGGGGAAGUGCAUCGUCAACAGCAUCAGCCUCAAGGAGGGGGUGGAGGACUUCAAGAUAAAGGCCAGGAAGGUCAAGCAGUAUGGAGCAGCAGUUGUUGUCAUGGCGUUUGAUGAAGAAGGCCAGGCUACAGACUUUCAGAGGAAGGCCGACAUCUGCGCACGCUCCUACAACAUCCUGGUGGACGAAGUGGGCUUCAACCCUAACGACAUCAUCUUUGACCCCAACAUCCUCACCAUCGCGACGGGCAUUGAAGAGCACAACGAGUACGGCAUUGACUUCAUAAAGGCCAUCCAGAUCAUCAAGAAAACCCUGCCAGGAGCUCGAGUGAGUGGGGGUGUGUCAAACUUCUCCUUCUCAUUCAGAGGCAAAGAGACGAUCCGGGAAGCUAUGCACAGUGUGUUCCUGUAUCAUGCUAUCAAGGCUGGGAUGGACAUGGGCAUCGUCAACGCCGGCUGUCUACCUGUGUAUGACGACAUCGACAAGACACUUCUGGAACUUUGUGAAAACCUUCUGUGGAACAAAGACCCAGAGGGCACAGAGAAACUUCUGGUGUUUGCUGAGUCUCUGGGUGCCGGCGCCAAGAAGAUUGUCGUGAGUGAUGAAUGGAGAAGCCUGUCUGUGGAGGAGAGACUGAAGCACUCCCUCGUCAAGGGCAUCGACAAGUACGUUGUGGAGGACACGGAGGAGGCUCGGUGCAACAAGGACCUGUAUCCCCGGCCUCUCAACGUCAUCGAGAGACCCCUGAUGAAUGGUAUGAGUGUGGUGGGGGACCUGUUUGGAGCUGGGAAAAUGUUCUUACCUCAGGUCAUCAAGUCGGCCCGAGUGAUGAAGAAAGCCGUAGCUCACUUGAUUCCUUUCAUGGAGGAGGAGAGAUUGGCAAAUCAGGAGAACUCAGGAGGGGGCGAUGAUUUAGCAAGUGCAUAUGUCGGGACGGUUGUGCUGGCCACUGUGAAGGGGGACGUGCACGACAUUGGGAAGAACAUUGUUGGCGUUGUGCUUGGCUGCAACAAUUACAAAGUGAUCGACCUGGGUGUGAUGACCCCUUGCGAGAAGAUUCUAGAGACGGCCAUUCAGGAGAAAGCAGAUAUAGUGGGGCUGUCUGGUUUGAUCACGCCAUCAUUGGAGGAAAUGAUUCAUGUUGCCAAGGAGAUGGACCGCAUUGGGAUGAAACUUCCUCUUCUGAUUGGUGGCGCUACCACAUCCAAACAACACACAGCUGUAAAGAUUGCCCCUCGCUACAAGCAGCCCACCAUCCACGUGUUGGAUGCCUCUAAGAGUGUGGUGGUGUGCUCAGCGCUGAUGGAUCAGACAGCAUUUGAAGAAUAUACUGAAGACAUCAGUGAGGAGUACGAGGAGAUCCGAACAGAGCACUAUGACUCUCUGAAGGAGAGGAGGUUCCUGAAGCUGAGCACGGCCCAGGACAAGGGCAUGAACAUGGACUGGGUGGCAGACACUAAACCAAUUCAGCCAACCUUCUUUGGAGUAAAGAAGUUUGAAGACUAUGACUUGUCCCGGUUGCUGCCCUACAUCGACUGGAAGCCCUUCUUUGAUGUCUGGCAGCUCCGAGGCAAAUACCCCAACAGAGGAUACCCCAAGAUCUUCAAUGAUAAGGAAGUUGGUGGGCAAGCCAAGGAGGUGUUCGAUGCGGCACAGACGAUGUUGGAGAAGAUUGUGAAGGAGAAGAAGCUCAAAGCCAGUGGAGUGAUUGCUUUCUACAGAGCCAACAGUGUCCGGGACGACAUUGAGGUGUAUGAUGACAAUGGAGAGAAGAUAGAGACGCUGUAUGGACUGAGACAACAGGCCGAGAAAGAGCCCCAGGCGACAGACCCUUACCUGUGUCUUUCUGACUUUGUGGCUCCCAAGACGAGCGGUGUGGAGGACUACAUCGGUCUGUUUGCUGUGUCAACAGGCUUCGGCACGACUGAGAUGUGUCAGCAGUUCACGGCGCAGUAUGAUGACUACAGCAUCAUCAUGGCAAAGGCACUUGCAGACAGACUGGCAGAGGCCUACGCGGAGGAGAUGCAUGAGCGUGUACGAAAGGAGUUCUGGGGCUACUGUACUGACGAGAGCAUGUGUGCUCAAGAUCUUCAUAAAAUCAAAUAUCAGGGUAUUCGGCCCGCUCCAGGCUACCCGAGCCAGCCUGACCACACAGAGAAGCAGACAAUGUGGCGGCUGCUGGACGCGGAUUCCGUUGGCAUCAAGCUGACCGAGUCGCUAGCCAUGGACCCGGCGGCCUCGGUUUCCGGCCUGUACUUUGCCAACCCAUGCUCCUCCUACUUCGCUGUGGGCAAGGUGGACAAAGAACAGGUGCAAGACUACGCUGAGAGGAAGAAGACGGAUGUGAGAGAGGUGGAGAGAUGGCUGGCUCCAGUGCUGGCCUAUGAACCAGAAUAAUCGGGGAUUAUACAAAUAAUUUGUAUGAUAGACCUUCAUAUGUUGUUAAAUGAAAGUGAUGAGUGUACAUCUACCAUUAGCAUCACAAGUGAACUCUGUCGACUGCAAUAUUCCAGGAGUAGUAGGGACCACACUUUUCUACAUGUCAUAUUGCCUUUGAUCACAACACACAGGGAACAUGGACAUCGUUGACUUUGAUCACAACACACAGGGAACAUGGACAUCGUUGACUUUGAUCACAACACACAGGGAACAUGGACAUCGUUGACUUUGAUCACAACACACAGGGAACAUGGACAUCGUUGACUUUGAUCACAACACACUGGGGACACAUCGUUAGAAAUUGGCACUAGUCCUGUAGUCGUUAUCAAACUGCCCAGUAGUUAAGGUAUCAUAAGGACUAGUAGACAUUUGCCAUUUUUAAUGGUUUUGCUCUAUGUUAUCAUUAUAAGGACAAGUGGACUGUUGUUAGUUUCUACGGCUGGGACAUGGGCAUGUAGUAUGUACAUUGAAAUACUAUUUUGUGCUUAUUCAAGAUUCAAAAUAGGCGUUCUGAUAAAUGGAAUUAUGGGUGCAUCUAGUAUAGCUGUAUGUGGCAGUGUGUAAGUCCAUCGAUAUGGAAAUAUCAUUUGUUGUACAGUGAUCCCUCGAUAUACCGCUGUCAUCUGGGUCCAAGAAACUGACCCCGCGUUCCAGGAAAGAGCGUUGUACAGAUAUUCAUUGCUGAGGUUCACAUUCUGUAAUGAUGGUAGUGAAUGGAACAGUGGCGCAAUUAUUUCACAGUGGCAUGGGACAUGUAAAUCUAUGUAACACUGAUCGUGGACGAUGAUUCAAAAUGCAUGAGUUAAAAAAUAAAAAUAAUUUGUGUAAAUUAA
This is a messenger RNA of Haliotis rufescens (red abalone), 4744 nucleotides long. Its product is annotated as methionine synthase-like. Gene Ontology annotation, biological process: pteridine-containing compound metabolic process. Gene Ontology annotation, molecular function: cobalamin binding; methionine synthase activity; zinc ion binding. NCBI's taxonomy places the organism in Eukaryota, Metazoa, Mollusca, Gastropoda, Lepetellida, Haliotidae. The transcript is spliced from 34 exons. The record is from RefSeq and is a predicted model, not a curated record. Bases 105 to 3869 code for a protein of 1254 amino acids.